CCGUCUCCCUUCCUUCCCCGUCUCCCCCGUUCUUUGCCUGCUGUCACUAAGAGCCAGACUAGCUGCAGACAGGCAGCAGCCAGAGGAGGGGGGAGGAGGAGGAGGAGGGGAAAGGAGGAGGAGGAGGAGGAGGAGGAGGAGAGACUGGGAAUGAGUUGGAAGCAGACGCAGCCUCAGCGCGCAGAUCUGCCCUGCCGGAGACAGACAGAGCGGGGAGGAGGCAGGAUAAAAAGGACCUCUCCUGCUCUGCAUAAGGAAAGCCCCCCUCCCGGCGACUCAGGGGCGAGAUGUAGGGCUUGCAGGAAAGAAUAUUUGCCAUCACAUGCUUGGUUCCAGAGUGCUCAUAUCCACUUGAACUGGUUUCAAAGGGAUACUGUGAUUCUCCGAUGUCUGCCUUGCUUGCCUGAGGGGGAGGUGAAGCUCAAAGAGAACACAGAAGACAAAUGAAGACCACAUCUGGCUGAAUCCUAAGGAAAGUAAGCAAGCAAACCCAGUGAUGUUUUCUGAGCAGAGGACUAGAACUAAAGUUUGAAAGAGAAUUUUAAAAAAACAAUGUGUGGAAUGACUGCUUUCGUUUACAUGGACACAGUGGCCAAAAUUCUCUGGCAGGACGGUUGAGGCAUGUGAUCUGCACUUACCAUUUGAAUUUGACGCACAUCCUUUUUACUGAAGGGCUCAAGGGACCUGGGAACAGGUGGGAAUUGGAUGAUGCCAAAUACCAGCUUGCAGGGAAGAAAUGGACACUGACAAGCAAAGAUGGAAGUGACUUGAUAGCUUCAACUCUGGAAGCUGUCUCUGGAAAGGACAGGUUAAGACUGGAAUCACAAACUUUUCUGGGAGAGCAGUAUGCAGGAAGCUGGCUUUCAGGCCACAAAUGCUUUCACAGAGUGCAAAUUCACCUGCACCAGUGGCAAAUGCUUGUAUCUUGGCUCGCUGGUCUGUAACCAACAAAAUGAUUGUGGGGAUAACAGUGAUGAAGAGAACUGUCUGCUUGUAACAGAGCAUCCUCCUCCAAGUAUCUUCAGCUCUGAACUAGAGUUUGUUCAGAUCAUCAUCAUAAUCGUGGUUAUAACUGUUAUGAUAGUGGUGAUCAUCUGCUUGUUGAACCAUUAUAAAGUGUCAACACGGUCAUUCAUCAGUCGGCAGAGCCAAAGCAGGAGGCAAGAAGAAUCUUUACAACCGGAGGGGUGUUUGUGGCCUUCUGACAGCUCAUCUUCACGUCGGGGAGCUUCUGAGAUCAUGUAUGCCCCACGGUCCAGAGACAGGUUUACUGCUCCAUCCUUUAUGCAGAGGGAACAUUUCAGCCGCUUCCAGCCAACCUACCCGUACAUGCAGCACGAGAUUGACCUCCCUCCUACUAUCUCCCUCUCCGAUGGUGAAGAGCCGCCCCCAUACCAAGGGCCAUGCACUCUGCAGCUUCGGGACCCAGAACAACAGAUGGAACUCAACAGAGAAUCUGUGAGGGCACCACCCAACAGAACUAUAUUUGACAGCGACUUGAUAGACAUUUCAAUGUACAAUGGGGGCCCGUGCCCACCAAGCAGCAAUUCGGGCAUAAGUGCAACCAAUUAUAGCAGUAAUGGAAGGAUGGAAGGACCACCCCCGACUUACAGUGAGGUCAUGGGGCAUUACCCAGGUUCCUCUUUUUUCCAUCACCAGCAAAGCAACGCCCCUCCUUCGUCACAUAGGGGGAGCAGACUUCAGUUUCAACAGAACAAUUCGGAGAGCACAAUAGUCCCCAUUAAAGGCAAAGACAGGAAACCAGGAAACCUUGUCUAGUUUCCUUUUCCAUAUGCACUUGAAGAGAGAUGGAAGAAUCAAGCAGGAGCAUGAUAGAGGUUUCUAUGCCCCUGUGCACAAUAUUGUUUUAAGUUUCAUGUGAUGCGGUUUCGUAAAACCAAACGUGCAAAGCUGUUGUUUCUGAUUCCUUUCAGGGGAAUUGCAUGAAAAGUGGUUUGAAACAACUACAACCUUCCAUUCAGUUUGGCCAUGAGCAGUGUUCUACUUUUCUUUUCUUUUUGGGGGUGGGUGGGGGAAUAUAUUAUUAUUAUUUUAAAUAAACUAUUUGAAUUUAUUUAAUUAUAAGAGGUAACUUAGCACAGAAAUAUGGCUUACACAGCCAGUUUUAUAUUGAGUGAAUGGCUAAAAGAAGAGGACAAGAAAGGGUUACUAGUUAAAUGGGGGCAAAAUUGGCCAGUUUGCUAUCCUUACCCCGCCCUCCCAGAAGUGUGAAUUUUUUAUCUGACUCAGCAUUUCUGUUUUGUGUGCCAAGGUAUAAAGUUAGGGAAAAACCUAGAUGAAUACGAGGAGUUAAUUUGUGUUGUGAUACAAGUGUAUUAAAUUUGCACUAUAUGAGAACUGUUUUACAUGAAGUUCUUCUAUAUGUUGUCUUUUCACCUGUGGAAUAAUGAUUAGCCCCUAGGAACCCUCUUCAGAAAUUUGUCUAGGGCUAGGCUUCUGUUGAUUAAUCAUUGAAAGGGGACUUUGAUUUAAUCAGAUCUUUUACCAUUUUCCAUAAAUAAAUAAACAGCAAAAGACAUCUUAACAUGUUACCUUUUGCAAUAAUUUUUGCAUUCAAAUGGGACAUUGGCAAGUUGUCUUAGAAAUUUAUGAGUGGAAGAAAGCAAAUGUGAAAUUACAGACAUUUCCUUUAGGUGGUUUUUGCUAUAAGCCAUUUGUUUAACUAGAAGCAGAUAAAAAUGCCAGAUGCAUUUACCUUUUUGUGUGUGAUUAUUACUAAAUCUUAUUGCUUGUCCCCCUCUCUUAAAAAAAAAUAAUGCAGUGUCCUUGUUACUUAAAGCUUCUGCAGAUUUUUAUCUUCACUGGAGCCCAUAAUCAGUUGCAUAGCCUGACAUCCUACAAUAAAUGGUUUAAACAUA
This is a messenger RNA of Podarcis muralis (Common wall lizard), 2879 nucleotides long. It is a transcript of the gene LDLRAD4, whose product is annotated as low density lipoprotein receptor class A domain containing 4. Gene Ontology annotation, cellular component: Golgi membrane; early endosome membrane. Gene Ontology annotation, molecular function: R-SMAD binding. Gene Ontology annotation, biological process: negative regulation of transforming growth factor beta receptor signaling pathway. Lineage: Eukaryota; Metazoa; Chordata; Lepidosauria; Squamata; Lacertidae. The record is from RefSeq and is a predicted model, not a curated record.